Molecule: messenger RNA, 1107 nt
Organism: Schistosoma curassoni
Lineage: Eukaryota; Metazoa; Platyhelminthes; Trematoda; Strigeidida; Schistosomatidae
Source: the annotation of a GenBank genome assembly
AUGCUUCAUCGACCUACUCUCAUGCCUGCAUCAAUGAAAUCAUCCUCAAAAUUCAACUUGUCUACGAAUUCAAAACAUUCAUCUCAAUCAAGUAAAAUAGAAAGUCCAGAAUUGAUUCAACUACUUAACUGUGGUGAUGAUGAUGAUGAAAUAGUUAUUGUAGAACCUACAGAUCCAGAUGAAGACCGUAUGAAACAGGAAGAUACAGCAUUUGAUGAUGUAUUAAACAAAGAACAAGAAGAUUAUGCGGAGGAAGAUUACAAUGGGAAUGAUGGAGAUAUGAAUUCAGAUGACUCUCAUAUGAAAGGUGAAUCUCACAUCCCAGUGUCGAAUAUUAAAGUGGAUGAAGCCACUGGAAAUGCAACUCCAGUGACCGUAACCACAGAUUCGGUUAAACCUAUUGGAAUUUUACCUCUGAAUGAUAUGAUUCACAAUUUACUCACAUGUACACCACAUGUUGCUCCCACCAUACAAAAUGUUGCACUUCAACCUAUACUGUCGGGUAAAAUGAAUGGAUCGGGAAGUGUGCAAAUGCCGAAUGUUGUUUCCAAUGCAAUGCCUACAUUGUGGCUUCAUUCUCCUGUUGUGAAUUCAACGGAAAUGAUGAGUAUGCCUAAUGUGAAUAAUGUGACAGAUUUGACGAGUAAUAUUGUACAGAAUAGUGGGACUGCACUGAAUCCACUUGUUGCUGCUGUGCUUGUGAAUUGUGCCACAGUGAACAUGAUAAGUCAGCUAGCUGGAUCUAUGUGUACUCCGCUGGUGAACAGCAGUAUGAUCGAUGGUAAUGUUAAUGGUAGUAAUGUGAACAACAAUGGUAACCACACUAGUAGUGAUUGUAGUGUUAGUAGUGGUAGUGUUGGUGUUAAUAGUGGUAGCAGGGGAGUCAACACAUUAACAAUCCCUACAGCGUCAUAUUUCCCCAAUUUGUUAUCUGCUAUUCCGUUGUCUACGUAUAUAUCGGGAUUAGGACUGAAUACAACUGGAGGUAUAAUUACUUCACCAAAUAGUUUGUGUAAUGUUGGUGUUACUAGUCCAGCUGUCUCGUCUGCUGCAACUCUCAAUAAUAAUAAUAUUGGUGGUGUGAAUUGUGACACCAUCAAAUGUUGA